Messenger RNA from Hyaloscypha bicolor E, 705 nucleotides. RefSeq lists its product as uncharacterized. The record is from RefSeq and is a predicted model, not a curated record. NCBI's taxonomy places the organism in Eukaryota, Fungi, Ascomycota, Leotiomycetes, Helotiales, Hyaloscyphaceae. The transcript has a single exon. The coding region runs from base 1 to 705 and encodes 234 amino acids.
AUGGCGCUCCUCAAUCCAGUCUACAGCCUAAUCCUCCCCUUCCUCUUCAUCUUCACGGUGCCCAUCGCCCUCCUCGCAACUCUCACCACCUUUCUCGCCUUCUCAAUUCUCGCCUUCCGAGUAGUUCUCAUCUACAUCGAGCUCGCUCUCGCCGUAAUACCAUACUACCUUCUCGGCGCCAGACCAGCAUCUGCCUACUUCAAACGAAGCAAGUCUUUCCAGAAUCAGCCCACGAUUUCUCCAGCGAGGAGGAAGCGGAGAGGCAGCACGAGCAGCUCAUUGUCUGCCACAGGCUCGCUCACUCCGGUCUCGAGCGAGACGGUUAUGGGGCUGAGUCAAUCUGUUGGUCCAACACGAGAUUACGAAGGCGUUGGUGGUUGGCGGCUAGAUAAAAGUUCAGAUGAUGAGGAUGCUUUAUGGACGGGCAUUAAUUCGAGGCUGGAGCUACCGGCGGAGCAUACAAGGAGACAUCAUAGGAGUUUGACGGGUGGCAGUAUGCCUGGUGAUACGAGAGCCAACAGGAGUUACAGUCCAGAGGCUACCAUGAAUACUUCGAAGGCAAGAACGCCACCGAGUUCGAUGGUUGGACUUGGCGAGGGCUACUUCCCGCACACUGCGGGUAGUCCUAAGACCUUGAAAAGAAUAUCUUCUGUCAGUUCUGGCAGCUCGAAGGGAUCUUCUAUUUUGAGUAUGAAGCAAAGGUAG